UUAACUUGCCAAAAAUCACAUAAACGUAAACCCACGAGAUUUUCAUCUCUGUUCACAAAACCUCACUACCGGCAACCACAAUCGAGCUCCAAUUUUAGUGAAUCCAGCCACCAGACUAGAGGCCACACUCUCCAAUAUUCCAACACAUACGGCCCAGCCGGCAACCACCCACCCACCGGUAUAGCAACCGCCCUCCACCACCACCACUGCACGGUUUCAAUUUCUCCACUUACAAUUUAAUUAAAUCAUUGGAUCGUGAUAGUGGAAGAAGGGUAACAAGAAAGCAAUCAUGGAUGUGGAUUCACAGCCUACUAUGGAGGAGACUAUUCUGGUUGGUGAUGAUCUGAUGCUGGGCCCACCAUCACCUCUCAUACCACCAGAAAUUGCCUCUCACGUGCUCGAAGGAGUUGAUUUAUGUGAUGGGAUUCUUAGGAAUCUAUUCCUCUGCUUGCAAAUCAAUGAUAUUGAGCCUUUUUGUCAAGAUGAGAUUGCUUUAUAUCGACAGUGCACUGACAAAAGGGAUAAGGAACUAAGACAACGACUUCAAGACAGUGAGCACAAAUUGGGGUUAUCAAUGCCUUUAGAUGAAGCAAAGGAGAGAGCUGCUCAACUCGAAUCAGAAGUUACAUCACUAGAGAGGCGCUUGAUUCUUGCUACUGGAACUGAAGGCAUGGAAGGAUUUCGCCAGAGAUGGAGCUUGCAUGGUCGCCUCACAGAUACCAAGAGAAGGCUGGAGUCCUUGAAUCAGGGAAUUGGGAAUAGAAAAAAGGAUGAGCCUGUUGGGGGGUCGACUGCCAAAAGAUGGUCUUUUUGGUGAAGGUUCAAGAGGCACAUCUUUGGCAUGAUUAUUGCCUUAUUGGACCUGCUCUUACAAUCUUGAUUGGUUGUAAUUGGGGAUUUAUUAUGGUUAUAAUUAGCCAUUUUUUCAAAGUCUUUUUGACCACUUUGAAAACAUCCGAGUCAGAUAUGUCGUGGUGCUAAGUAAUGCAUGCAUGAAUAUCACAAGGAAGUUUUGUUUUAUUUCGACGAGAAGCGCUUGCCUUCAAAGAGCAAGAUUGAUAUGUGAACAGAAAUUUUUUUUAAGAAAAUGUAAGUUAGCAAAA
Juglans microcarpa x Juglans regia is the source of this 1103-nucleotide messenger RNA. RefSeq lists its product as uncharacterized. Lineage: Eukaryota; Viridiplantae; Streptophyta; Magnoliopsida; Fagales; Juglandaceae. The transcript has 7 exons. The record is from RefSeq and is a predicted model, not a curated record. Bases 290 to 817 code for a protein of 175 amino acids.